Salvelinus fontinalis (brook trout) is the source of this 7777-nucleotide messenger RNA. RefSeq names its product vasoactive intestinal peptide receptor 1b (gene vipr1b). Gene Ontology annotation, molecular function: vasoactive intestinal polypeptide receptor activity; G protein-coupled peptide receptor activity; peptide hormone binding. Gene Ontology annotation, cellular component: plasma membrane. The coding region runs from base 253 to 1605 and encodes 450 amino acids. Lineage: Eukaryota; Metazoa; Chordata; Actinopteri; Salmoniformes; Salmonidae. Gene Ontology annotation, biological process: cell surface receptor signaling pathway; adenylate cyclase-modulating G protein-coupled receptor signaling pathway. The transcript is spliced from 13 exons. The record is from RefSeq and is a predicted model, not a curated record.
CGUGCCGGACGAAGCGCUUCAGUGCGCAAGGUGCACCGUCACCACCGAGCGGUAGUUGUGUACCACCGAGGAGAAGUUGUGUUCCACAGCCCGUCUGUCAAGUCGCUUCGCUGGGGCGAACUCUGCAUAAAGAAAACUUUUAUUUCAAAUUGUUUGUUGGAAACGAGUUAGAAACGUCCAGGAGUUUGGUUUGUGUCCAGGAGUUUGUAAAACAUUAACGACAUUCAAACGUGUCACCAUUCAAAUGACAGGAUGGAUGCUUCAAUGUAUUUGAAAUGUAUAUUGGUGGUCCGCUGCGCCAUCUCCACGGUGUGGUGUGGCCAGGUGUGUGACGUGGUGAGUGAGAUCGAGCUGGAGAGAGAACACUGUGACAACAAAACCUCUGGGAACGUCUCGGCAGGUUGUCAAGGGAAGUGGGAUAUCAUCGCUUGUUGGCCGUCUGCCAGGGUGGGAGAGGUCAUCACCAUCAAGUGUCCUAAGUACUUCAGUUACUUCUCUGACCAUAUAGUCAAACAUAAAGGUAACCUGUCCAAGACAUGUACCUCAGAGGGUUGGACUGAAAUGCACCCACUGGACAUCGCCCUGAACUGUGGUUAUAACGCCAACAACACUGGAGAUGACGGGAACUUCUUCUGGCAGGUGAAAAUUGGCUACACUGUUGGACACAGCAUCUCCCUGAUCUCCCUCAUCACAUCGAUAGUCAUACUGAGUAUCUUCAGGAAACUCCGCUGCACUCGGAACUACAUCCACAUGCACCUGUUUGUGUCAUUCAUCUUGAAGGCCAUCGCUGUGUUUACGAAGGAUGUGGUUCUGUACCAGCUCGGAGAGGUUGACAACUGCUCCCCAGGAUCUAUGGGCUGCAAGGCGGUGAUGGUCUUCUUCCAGUACUGUAUAAUGGCCAGCUUCUUCUGGCUGCUGGUGGAAGGCCUGUAUCUCCGUGCCCUAUUGGCCGUUUCCUUCUUCUCUGAGAGAAAGUACUUCUGGUGCUACAUUCUGAUUGGCUGGGGAGGGCCAACUAUCUUCAUCACAGCUUGGGGUGUUGCGAAGGCCUACUAUAAUGACAUGGGGUGCUGGGACAUAAUUGAAAAGACAGAGAUGUUCUGGUGGAUCAUUAAGACACCAAUACUGGCUUCCAUCCUGAUGAACUUCAUCCUCUUCAUCUGCAUCAUCAGGAUCCUCCGGCAGAAGAUCAACUGUCCAGACAUGGGAAGGAACGAGUCCAACCAGUACUCGAGGCUGGCCAAGUCCACCCUGCUGCUGAUUCCUCUUUUUGGAAUCAACUUCAUCGUGUUUGCCUUCAUCCCAGAGCAGGUGAACACAGAGCAACGGCUGGUCUUCGACCUCGUACUGGGAUCAUUCCAGGGCUUUGUGGUUGCUGUUCUCUACUGCUUCUUAAACGGAGAGGUGCAGUCUGAGAUGAAGAGGAAGUGGAGGCGGUGGAACCUGCAGCACUACAUGGGUUCUGACACCAGUAAGCAGCAGCACCCCUCUACGAGAAACAGUAACAGCAACAACUACUCCACUCAGAUCUCAAUGUUGAGCAGCUGCAGCCCAAAGACACGCCGCGCAUCCUCCUCCUGCCAGGACGCCUCCUCAAUGAUCUGACCACACACACACACACACACACACACACACACACACACACACACACACACACACACACACACACACACACACACACACACACACACACACACACACACACACACAGACACACACACACACACACACACACACACACACACACACAGACACGCACACGCACGCACAUACACACACACACACACACACACACACACACACACACACACACACACAGACAUAGAUACUCACACAUACAAAGAUACACACACAUACAUAGAUACACACACAUACAUAGACACACACAGAAAGAGAGAGAGACACACACACACACACAUACACGCACACAUACAGAGACAUACACACACAUAGAUACUCACACAUACAAAGAUACACACACAUACAUAGAUACACACACAUACAAAGAUACACACACACACAUAGAUACACACACACACACACACACACACAUAGAUACACACAUAGAUAUAGACACACAUAGACACAUAGACACACACACACACAUACACACAUACACACACACACACACACACACACACAUAGACACACACACACACACACACACACACACACACACACACACACACACACACACACACACACACACACACACACACACACACACACACACACACACACAGACACACACACACACACACACACACACACACACAGACACACACACACACACACACACACACACACACAUAGACACACACACACACACACACACACACAUUGCACCUGGGAGCAUUGGAACACUGGAGAAACACCUGGGAGCCUGGGAGCAUUACGUACAACAUAGUGAGAACCAUACAUUGUUAUGUCCUGCUGGUUCUUACCUGGUUCUUGGGCAGGGCAGAGCCCAAGACAGGACAGAGCCCAGGACAGGACAGAGCCCAGAACAGGACAGAGCCCAGAACAGGACAGAGCCCAAAACAGGACAGAGCCCAAGACAGGACAGAGCCCAGAACAGGACAGAGCCCAGAACAGGACAGAGCCCAAGACAGGACAGAGCCCAAGACAGGACAGAGCCCAGAACAGGACAGAGCCCAAGACAGGACAGAGCCCAGAACAGGACAGAGCCCAAGACAGGACAGAACCCAAGACAGGACAGGACAGAGCCCAAGACAGGACAGAGCAGAGUCCAAGACAGGACAGAGCCCAGGACAGGACAGAGCCCAGAACAGGACAGAGCCCAGAACAGGACAGAGCCCAGAACAGGACAGAGCCUAGGGAAGGGCAUAGCCCAAGACAGGACAGAGCCCAGAACAGGACAGAGCCUAAGACAGGGCAGGACAGAGCCCAGAACAGGAACAGCUGAGAACAAUAGAGGACAGGACAGUGCUAGGUCUUGCUGGUUCCUACUUGUUUCCUGUUUCCUGGUUCCUGUUCCUGAGUGGAAGACAUUAUGAGGACAACAGGACAGGAGCCAAGGACAGGACAGAGCCCAGACAGGACAGAGUCCAAGACAGGACAGAGCCCAGAACAGGACAGAGCCCAAGACAGGACAGAGCCCAGAACAGGACAGUGCCCAAGACAGGACAGAGCCCAGAACAGGACAGAGCCCAAGACAGGACAGAGCCCAGAACAGGACAGAGCCCAAGACAGGACAGAACCCAAGACAGGACAGGACAGAGCCCAAGACAGGACAGAGCCCAGAACAGGACAGAGCCCAGAACAGGACAGAGCCCAGAACAGGACAGAGCCCAAGACAGGACAGAGCCCAGAACAGGACAGAGCCCAGAACAGGACAGAGCCUAAGACAGGGACAGCUGAGAACAAUAGAGGACAGGACAGUGCAGAGCCCAGGGCAGGGACAGCUGAGAACAAUAGAGGACAGGACAGUGCUAGGUCUUGCUGGUUCCUACUUGCUUCCUGUUUCCUUUCCUGUUCCUGAGUGGAGGACAUUAUGAGGACAACAGGACAGGAGCCAAGGACAAGACAGAGCCCAGACAGGACAGCCCAGGACAGGACAGGAAAGGACAGAACAGCUUGGCACUGGACAGGGACAGGGGAGGAUAGGAAGGACAGGGACAGGGGAGGAUAGGACAGAACAGCUUGGCACUGGACAGGGACAGGGGAGGAUAGGAAGGACUGGGACAGCUUGGUACUGGACAGGGACAGGGGAAGAAGGACAGAACAGCUUGGUACUGGACAGGGACAGGGGAGGAAGGACAGAACAGCUUGGCACUGGACAGGGACAGGGGAGGAAGGACAGAACAGCUUGGCACUGGACAGGGACAGGGGCGGAUAGGACAGAACAGGGACAGGGGAGGAUAGGAAGGACAGGGACAGGGGAGGAUAGGACAGAACAGCUUGGCACUGGACAGGGACAGGGGAGGAUAGGACAGAACAGCUUGGUACUGGACAGGGACAGGGGAGGUAAUAGGAAGGACAGCUUGGUACUGGACAGGGACAGGGGAAGAAGGACAGAACAGCUUGGUACUGGACAGGGACAGGGGAGGAAGGACAGAACAGCUUGGUACUGGACAGGGACAGGGGAGGAAGGACAGAACAGCUUGGCACUGGACAGGGACAGGGGAGGAUAGGACAGAACAGCUUGGUACUGGACAGGGACAGGGGAGGUAAUAGGAAGGACAGCUUGGUACUGGACAGGGACAGGGGCGGAUAGGACAGAACAGCUUGGUACUGGACAGGGACAGGGGAGGAUAGGAAGGACAGGGACAGGGGAGGAUAGGAAGGACAGGGACAGGGGAGGAUAGGAAGGACAGAACAGCUUGGCACUGGACAGGGACAGGGGAGGAUAGGAAGGACAGAACAGCUUGGCACUGGACAGGGACAGGGGAGGAUAGGAAGGACAGGGACAGGGGAGGAUAGGAAGGACAGGGACAGGGGAGGAUAGGAAGGACAGGGACAGGGGAGGAUAGGAAGGACAGGGACAGGGGAAGAUAGGAAGGACAGGGACAGGGGAGGAUCAGGGGAGGAUAGGACAGAACAGCUUGGUACUGGACAGGGACAGGGGAGGAUAGGAAGGACAGGGACAGCUUGGUACUGGACAGGGACAGGGGAGGAUAGGAAGGACAGAGCAGCUUGGUACUGGACAGAGACAGGGGAGGAUAGGAAGGACAGGGACAGGGGAGGAUAGGACGGGAAGGGAAACAGCCUCAGGGUAGCACCUGUCCAGAAGAAUUUGAAUCUGUGAAAAAUCCAUUUUAAACUUUUAUAAUCCAUGAUGCUUUACCAAACAUUACAGCUGCUGACUGGAAUAUGAAGUCAAAUCACUCUCCCUCUCCCUCGCUCCCCCUCUCCCUCACUCCCACUCUCCCAUUCUCCCCCUCUCCCUCACCCCCCCUCUCCCUCACUCCCCCUCUCCCUUUCUCCCCCUCUUCCUCACGAUCACUCUCCCUUUCUCCCACUCUCCCUUGCUCCCCCUCUCCCUCACGAUCACUCUCCCUCACUCCCACUCUCCCUCUCCCUCACUGCCACUCUCACCCCCUCUCCCUCACUGCCACUCUCCCCCUCUCCCUCACUCCCCCUCUCCCUCACUGCCACUCUCCCUCUCCCUUGCUACCACUCUCCCCCUCUCCCUGACUACCACUCUCCCUCUCCCUCACUACCACUCUCCUACUCUCCCUCACUACCACUCUCCCUCACUACCACUCUCCCCUCUCCCUCACUACAACUCUCCCUCACUACCACUCUCCCCCUCUCCCUCACUACCACUCUCCCCCUUUCCCUCACGUCCACUCUCCCCCUCUCCCCCACUACUACUCUCCCUCUCUCCACCUCUCCAUCCCACUCUCCCUCACUACUACUCUCCCCCACUACCCCUCUUCCUCACUACCACUCUCCCCCUCUUCCUCACUACCGUUCUCCCUCACUCCCCCUCUCCCUCACUACCCCUCUCCCUCACACCACUCUCCCUCACUACCACUCUCCCCUCCCCCUCACUACCACUCUGAUUUAGCUAGCUGUCAGUGUUAGUGUUAGCUAGUAUAGCUAGCUGUUAGUGUUAGUUUUAGCUGAUGUAGAUAGUUGUUAGUGUUAGUGUUAGCUAGUAUAGUUAGCUGUUAGGGUUAGUGUUAGCUGAUAUAGCUAGCUGUCAGUGUUAGUGUUAGCUAGUAUAGCUAGCUGUUAGUGUUAGUUUUAGCUGAUGUAGAUAGUUGUUAUGGUUAGUGUUAGUUAGUAUAGCUAGCUGUUAGGGUUAGUGUUAGUUAGUAUAGCUAGCUGUUAGGGUUAGUGUUAGCUAGUAUAGAUAGUUGUUAUGGUUAGUGUUAGCUGAUAUGGCUAGCUGUCAGUGUUAGUGUUAGCUAGUAUAGCUAGCUGAUAGAGUUAGUGUUAGCUGAUGUAGAUAGUUGUUAUGGUUAGUGUUAGCUUGUAUAGCUAGCUGUUAGUGUUAGUUUUAGCUGAUGUAGAUAGUUGUUAGUGUUAGUGUUAGCUAGUAUAGUUAGCUGUUAGGGUUAGUGUUAGCUGAUAUAGCUAGCUGUCAGUGUUAGUGUUAGCUAGUAUAGCUAGCUGUUAGUGUUAGUUUUAGCUGAUGUAGAUAGUUGUUAUGGUUAGUGUUAGUUAGUAUAGCUAGCUGUUAGGGUUAGUGUUAGUUAGUAUAGCUAGCUGUUAGGGUUAGUGUUAGCUAGUAUAGAUAGUUGUUAUGGUUAGUGUUAGCUGAUAUGGCUAGCUGUCAGUGUUAGUGUUAGCUAGUAUAGCUAGCUGAUAGAGUUAGUGUUAGCUGAUGUAGAUAGUUGUUAUGGUUAGUGUUAGCUUGUAUAGCUAGCUGUUAGUGUUAGUUUUAGCUGAUGUAGAUAGUUGUUAUGGUUAGUGUUAGCUAGUAUAGAUAGCUGUUAGGGUUAGUGUUAGCUGAUAUAGCUAGCUGUCAGUGUUAGUGUUAGCUAGUAUAGCUAGCUGUCCGGGUUAGCUGAUAUACCUAGCUGUUAGGGUUAGGGUUAGCUGGUAUAGCUAGCUGUUAGGGUUAGUGUUAGCUGAUAUAGCUAGCUGUUAGGGUUAGGGUUAGCUGAUAUACCUAGCUGUUAGGGUUAGGGUUAGUUGAUAUAGCUAGCUGUUAGGGUUAGGGUUAGCUGAUAUACCUAGCUGUUUGGGUUAGGGUUAGCUGGUAUAGCUAGCUGUUAGUGUUAGUUGGUCUAGUUAGCUGUUAGGGUUAAUGUUAGCUGCUAUAGCUAGCUGUUAGUGUUCGCUAGUAUAUCUAGCUGUUAGGGUUAGCUGAUAUAGCUAGCUGUUAGUGUUAGCUGAUAUUGCUAGCUGUUAGGGUUAGCUGAUAUUGCUAGCUGUUAGGGUUAGCUGAUAUUGCUAGCUGUUAGGGUUAGCUGAUAUUGCUAGCUGUUAGGGUUAGCUGGUAUUGCUAGCUCUUAGUGUUAGGGUUCGCUGGUGGAGCUGGCUACAUUUUAAUAAAAGCUUGAUGAAGUUUUUACAUUCCUAUGUGAAUAUUUAUAUUCAUUUGAAACGUUUAACAUUUUGAUGAUGAUGCUGAAAAACGAUUGAAGCCUCAAAUCUCUGUCCCUCAUCUCUGUGUGUGUGUGUGUGUUUGUGUGUGUGUGUUUGCAGUCUUUUUAGUGUAUCUGUGUAUCUGCAGCUGUGUAUCUGCCAAAGUACCUCUUAUACGUUCUCAUAAUCAACAAUGUACUAUACUGUGCUCAAACUGAUGAUAUUUGAACAAAGUGUUUAAUUGAUCAUUUAUUUCCAGUUAUUGCUGGCAUGGUCAUUAUGAAUUAUGUGAAAUAAUAUUGUAAACAGUCCAAUAAGACACAGAGGUAACAACUAUUUUAAUCGUAAAGUAAUUUUUCCAGUAUAAAACCUGUCUAUUCACUUGUGUUUAUAAAAAGUACAUACAUACAUGUUGCUAGAGAACUGGAUGUUGUUGAACUGAAUACUAUGAUUUCAUAUCGUCUUUUUGAAAUGGAUUCUGUUGAGUGCAUAAUGCCUGCAGCACGAGUAACAUAAUGAACCAGUAUGUAAAAGCACCAUAACAUGCUACAUGUUACUCACUAGGACUACACGUCAACAACAAGUUGUUAUUAGCUUGUUGUGUUGAUGUUAACAAACAAAACCACUCUUUACUUUUGAUAUGCUGUCCUUUUCAUUUCCAUGUACAUAUAGAUGGGAAAUAGUUUGUUAUAUUGGCAGAAAACUGGAUUUUCCGUGAAGGUUUUAAAGUGUUCACCACUCAAACCAUUGCAAAUAAAAUAUUUAAAGAACCAUG